This is a messenger RNA of Rana temporaria (common frog), 3463 nucleotides long. RefSeq names its product zinc finger protein 414-like. Bases 117 to 1202 code for a protein of 361 amino acids. The transcript has 7 exons. The record is from RefSeq and is a predicted model, not a curated record. Lineage: Eukaryota; Metazoa; Chordata; Amphibia; Anura; Ranidae.
CUUCCUACACAGCAAAUAUCGCGGUAUCACCUCACUCAAAAUGGCUACCAUGUAAGCCAGCUGUGAGAGCCCACUGUACUGCGAGAGAUAGCGCGUCCUAGAAGAGCUCAGCCGCCAUGGAUAAAUCAGAAGAUCCCCCAGCAGACCAACAAAGUAAAGGAAAAAAUGAAGACGCUGGUCCCUCUACAUCAAAGACUGUUAGAGGAGUCAAAAUGGAAUCCAAGAGACCAAGAGAAGGAGGCAGAAGGCGGAACCUCCAAGGCGCAAAAAGGGGUCAUCGGUGUACUACAUAUGGUUGUAAUCGAUCGUUUCUCACCAUGCAAGAUCUUAUUACCCACGUGUCUGUCCACUAUAAACCCACUGAGUCUUUGCAAGAUAAAAAGUUCAUAUGCUCAAUGAAUGACUGUGGUGAGACCCUGGACAGUAUGCAAGACCUUAUGACCCAUCUAAAGGUCCAUUACAAGCCAAAUCGCUAUUUUAAGUGUGAGAACUGUAUGCAGCCGUUUCGUACACACCGCUCGCUGUUCAAGCACCUUCAUGUGUGUUCCGACAACCUUUCACGCUCCGACAGCACAACCACCAUGUCUCUUCCCACUGAUAUUAAGCCAGCUUCAGUGAGCCGCCAGACAAGUGUUAUCCAGUGCGCCAAGAAAGACACUCCCCUCCCAGUGGCUGAGGAUUCAACAAAAUCUAUUGCAACCGUUUCAGUUUCCUCCGUCCCUGGUGGUCAAAUGUCUUCAGUGAGCAAACUGGCUUCUGAGACUUCUAACUCUUUUCCUGCCCUUAGCCCUUCUUUGUUUGCAAGUCGGCUCCCAGGUCCACAGCGGUCAUCUGUUACUGGAUCCUAUCUAAACUACCUCCACCAAUCGGCAUACUCUUUACCUCAGGGUGCAGUCCCACAGAAACUUAGGCCAUUCCUUGGGACUCAAGGACUGCCUGUCUCCAACGCCAUGUGGAAAAAGAACCAAGGACACACAAGCAACAGCCGCAUUGUUUGGGAACACACCAGAGGUAGCUACAAGUGUAUGCAAUGCAGUUUUACUACUUCCACGAGGGACCAGAUGGAUAAACACAUUGAGGAAAUACAUAAAAAUCCUACACCAGCCAGACCUCGAGAAGAUAUAGAUUAUGACAUGGAUCUUCUCCCUUUCCACUCCAAGCUGCCGGCAGAAAUGGAACCCAGCCUUUUACCACAGGUCUGACAGAGAAGACUUCUCCAAGGCCUUCCCUUUUACAGCCCAGUGCCACCGAUAUCUUGGUGAUUGUUGCAGCCAUAAUUUAAGAAAAUGUGCUUUGACAGAACAAUACUUUGAAAUAGGCAAUUACAAUUUUUAAAUUGGUGGACUUGAAUUGAGGAAAUGCGGACUUGAAGAAGUGAAUACAGACGUUACAGUGCAAAAUUACUAAUUUCGAUGAAAAAUUUUGCUACUCCUUCAAUACUGGCUUCACUAUCUUACUCUAAGAAGUAUUUGGUGUUUUUCCACAACUAUUUUGUAUUCACGCUUGCUUAUUUUGAAGCCAUUCUAUUUCUAUUACAAUAGGCACACACGGGCAUGCUGGUAACGAAACAAAUCAUUAUAACCUCAGGUUUUCCAAUCACUGGAGCUUAAAAAUGAAUAAUACAGUUGGGUGUGUGCUGACUUCUUAACUAGGUUCUGCUCCGUAUUAUUUGGACAUCCGUGUCACAAAUGCAGGAUAAAUAGGUUGUAAUUGUAUUGCAUUAUUUGGUGCCAUGUGAACAAAAUGCAAUACAAACAAAAACUAGGACAAACUAGUUUAAAAUAAGAAAAUAUGUAGUUGGUGUGCGAGUUAGAAUAUGAAAAUAAUGAGGCUGCCUUUGGGGUUCCACAUUAUGUUGGAAGUUUACAGCUGUUUAAAAUCCAGUUGCAAAAUAAUAGAACAUCUUCAAUUUUUUACCCAUCACCACCUAAUUCACCAUCUAAAGCUCCAGGGGCUUAGAAAAUUGCCAUGCAUAUGGAAAAAUAUGCUUACGCUAAAGGGGCAAAAAAAUUGCCAAUGGAAUGGACAUCUUACAAAAAUGUUUGAAGGUCCAAUUAGGUAAUUAAGUACCAAUGAGGAUCCAUUCACAGCAGAAUUCAGUAUGCCAUGGUGAGGGGCUUUUGGCAGCCUAUUCAAACUGAAUUGGCUGUAACGCACCUCAUUGCAUGAAAAAUAGGUUCUGCUGCAUUUUUGGGGGGGGGGGGGGCACAGUGUUGAACAUGCCAAGGGAUACUUUUCAAAAUGAAAUGCACUGCAAUGCAGUAAUGCAUUCAUGGUGUAUUACAGAACACGGUUGCCCUCUCUCUUUAUGCCUCUAUUCAGUGUGCUGGAGAUUCUUAUUAAUAUACAGGAUUUAUAUAGCGCCAACAGUUUGCGCAGCACUUUACAUUGUGAGUGCAGACAAUACAGUUACAAUACAAUUCAAUACAAGAGGAAUUGGAGGGCUCUGCUCCUUAGAGCUUACAAUCUAAAUGGGAGAGGAUUUCCACCAUAUCACAAUCAUAUGGCGUAACCAAAAUGUAAGAAAUUGAUAGUGUGCUAUUUUCUACAGCCUUCUCGUUGUAUGUUUACACCAAUAAUCCUUCUGGGAUGGCAGCUGAUAGUCCUGCAGAUGUGCACACUUGUGCUGUUGCAUUUAGCAUUUCUAGGGUGCAAUGUGUUUCUUUGCGAUCAUGAAAAAGAUCACACUAUAAAGUAAUUGGUAAAAAAAAAAGGCAACAUUAUUUUUACUUUGUUGUACUUUAAAAAAAAAAAAAAGUUAAACCUAUGCGUACCAUACUACAUAACUAUCUAGCAACCUACUACUCCAUGGAUCUUAGGAGACUUGUGAAAGUGGCCAUUGCAGCUAAAGAUUUUUUUGGAGUCCUAGGUUCAGCUAAUGGAAUCUUGAUUCACAAUCGGAUUCAGAUAUGGAAUGGUAGCAAUGUUUACAACUGAUCAGUGAUAGUUCACACAAUGCGGAUAUAACAUCCCAUUUCAUUUUUGUAGACUUUGAGAUGUAAAUUAGUCAUGUGUAUUUAAAGAACUCCAGGGUGUUGCAUUAAUCCUGGGCCAACAUUUAUAAACAAAACUUUUUUUUUUCCAAUAAUUGUCACAUAAAUCAAACUUUAUUGACCUCAAGUCGGUGGGGGGUUGCUAAAUAUAUAGGAAAUAUAUUUGGAGACUUUUGGGGACCGAAAAAAAACUAAUUUAUGAUGGAUGUAUUUCCAGCUUCAGAGUAAAGUGAAUCUUACAAAUCAAUACCAGUGUUUAUUUAGAAGGGAAUGAUGAUGUAGAAGAUUUAAUUAUUUUUUCACAUUUUUGUAUAUAAUUUCACUAGAGGAAACUUUUUUGUCAGAAAAGUGCAUCUAGUUAUGUUUUUCCCCUAAAUAUUUGUAUGUCCAUUUUUUUUUAUCCUUAAAAUGCAUCCCAAAUAUGUGAAUAUACUCUCAUUAAAUAAAUAAUGUGGUCCGAUUACAAACAA